Messenger RNA from Acanthosepion pharaonis, 534 nucleotides. NCBI's taxonomy places the organism in Eukaryota, Metazoa, Mollusca, Cephalopoda, Sepiida, Sepiidae. The record is from the annotation of a GenBank genome assembly.
AUGUUCUUCUUCUUUAUUUCCUUAAUUUCUUUUUUAACUUUAUAUUUGCAUCGACUGUAUUCUUUCUUUCUUUUUUCUUUCUUUCUUUUUUCUCAGUAUAAACGUGUUUCUUUCUUUCCAAACCGGACUGUUUGUAUCUAUCUAUCUAUCUAUCUAUCUAUCUAUCUAUCUAUCUAUCUAUCUAUCUAUCUAUCUCAGUCUGUACAUAUCUAUCUCUCUAUCUCUCUAUCUCUCUAUCUAUCUAUCUAUCUAUCUAUCUAUCUAUCUAUCUAUUUACAGGAACCUGAAUCUUUCUUUCUACCACUGGCCCGUCUUUCUUUCUCUCUUUCUUUCUUUCUUUCUUUCUUUCUUUCUUUCUUUCUUUCUUUCUUUCUAAAACUGUAUCUUGCUUUCUAUCCUUGCAUAUUCUUUCUUUCUUUCUUUCUUUCUUUCUUUCUUUCUUUCUUUCUUUCUUUCUCAGUCUGUCCCAUCCAAGCUUCUUUCUCUCCUUCCAAACGUGCCUAUUUCUAUCAGUCAGUUAUGAACAAUCCUUGA